Messenger RNA from Mycena indigotica, 534 nucleotides. Its product is annotated as putative gnat family n. Gene Ontology annotation, molecular function: acyltransferase activity, transferring groups other than amino-acyl groups. The transcript has a single exon. NCBI's taxonomy places the organism in Eukaryota, Fungi, Basidiomycota, Agaricomycetes, Agaricales, Mycenaceae. The coding region runs from base 1 to 534 and encodes 177 amino acids. The record is from RefSeq and is a predicted model, not a curated record.
AUGUCCUCCUCUAAGUUUACCAUCCGUGUCGCAGAGACGCCCGAAGAUAUAGCCACCACCCGAGUCCUAUUUCUAGCAUACCACGCGUGGCUGGACAUCGACCUCACUUUCCAGGACUUUGAGAGCGAAGUCUCUUCCCUCCCGGGCAAAUAUGCGCCAGUGAAUGGGGGACGAAUACUGCUAGCUUAUAUGGGAGACGAGGACUGGCCAGUUGGAUGCAUCGCGCUGCGCGAUAUAAGCGACACUUUCGCUCGAUGGCACGUGCACACAGAACCCCCCGACCCGGCCCGCAAAAUCGGAGAAGUCAAACGCCUUUAUACCCUCCCCUCGGCGCGGGGGUGUGGUAUCGGGUCUGCGAUGAUUAAUGCUGUUUUGGAGGCAGCUCGCCAGGAAGGCUACGCUGAGCUUCGCCUCGACACGUUACCCCGCAUGCAAGGCGCAAUCAAGCUAUACUCUAGAGCAGGCUUCGUGGUCACCGAGAAAUACUAUGAUACAGAUUUGGAAGGGACAAUCUUCAUGAAGUACGUUGUUUGA